AUGAGCUUUAUGGAUCAAAUCCCAGGAGGAGGAAAUUAUCCAAAACUCCCAGUAGAAUGCCUUCCUAACUUCCCGAUCCAACCAUCUUUGACCUUCAGAGGUAGAAAUGACUCGCAUAAACUGAAAAACUUUAUCUCCGAAAUAAUGCUAAACAUGUCUAUGAUAUCUUGGCCGAAUGAUGCCAGUCGUAUUGUGUACUGCAGAAGACAUUUAUUAAACCCCGCUGCUCAGUGGGCUAAUGAUUUUGUACAAGAACAAGGUAUACUUGAAAUAACAUUCGACACAUUCAUACAAGGAUUAUAUCAACAUUUCUAUAAGCCACCAGAUAUCAAUAAAAUCUUUAAUGCAAUCACGCAACUUUCCGAAGCUAAACUUGGUAUUGAGCGUCUCAACCAACGAUUCAGAAAGAUUUGGGACAGAAUGCCACCAGACUUCAUGACCGAAAAAGCUGCCAUAAUGACAUAUACUAGGCUAUUGACAAAGGAAACCUAUAAUAUUGUCAGAAUGCACAAACCAGAGACAUUAAAAGACGCCAUGGAAGAGGCUUACCAGACAACCGCACUAACUGAAAGAUUCUUCCCAGGAUUCGAACUUGAUGCUGAUGGAGACACUAUCAUCGGUGCCACAACCCACUUACAAGAAGAAUACGACUCUGACUAUGAUUCAGAAGAUAAUCUGACCCAGAAUAGAUACGUCCACACCGUAAGGACAAGAAGAUCUUACAAUAAACCAAUGUCAAAUCAUCGAAACAGGAGAAAUAACAACGCAUCCAGAGAAGAAUGUAUAAAAAAUCGGCUAUGCUUCUAUUGUAAGAAAGAGGGACAUCGCCUGAACGAAUGUAGAGCACGUAAGGCGAGUUCUAACCGAUCUUGAACUCGAAUCAAAAGACCAACAAACUCUUUUUAUCAAAACCUUACCAAUUGUACACUAUAUCGCCAUCCCCGAGAUGGACAAUACCGCCGAAAAAACCAUAAAAAUACAAAACACGAAAGUAAAAACCCUGUUUGACAGUGGAUCACCCACGUCAUUUAUCCGAAGAGAUAUUGUAGAACUUCUCAAAUACGAAAUCUACGAGACCCCUCCACUCCGUUUUAGAGGAUUCGUAGCCACCAAAUCCGCCGUUACAUCCGAAGCAGUCACCAUUGACCUCAAAAUCAAUGACCUGCAGAUAACUUUAGCCGCGUACAUACUGGAUAACAUGGACUACCAAUUGUUAAUUGGAAAUCCAAUCUUACGCCGCUACCCGAAAAUCCUGCACACAGUACUGAAUACCAGAGAGAGCCCCGACUCCUUAAAGCCCAAGACUUAUCGCUCCGAAACCGUUAAUAACGUUAGAACCUACUCCGCUGGUAAUCGUGGUAACCCCAGAAACAUAAAACUGUCUUUUGCCCCCACCAUUCUCGAAGCAACUGACCCGAAAUCCGCUGGUAAUCGUGGUAACCCCAGAAACACAAAACUGUCUCUUGCCCCCACCAUUCUCGAAGCAACUGACCCGAAAUCCGCUGGUAAUCGUGGUGACUCCAGAACCAAAACCCUGUCUCUUGCAACCACUACUCCUGCAGCAAUUGACCCGCUUACGACCCUUGAUAACCCAGGUAGUACUCAAAGUACAUUUGCGCAAUUCCCGAUACCUGAAGAAGCGAGCAUCCUAGAAGAGGAUGGAAAAUACUCCAACGUUGUCUCAACCAUUCAGAGUGUAGAACCUAAUGCUACUGAUCACAGCAAUAAGGACACCUUUUGCACUUUGCCAGUUUGGUUACAACAGAAGUAUAGAGAGAUCAUACGUAAUGAUCUCCCACCAAGACCUGCCGACAUUAACAACAUCCCCGUAAAACAUGAUAUUGAAAUUAAACCUGGCGCAAGACUACCUCGACUACAGCCAUACCAUGUUACAGAAAAGAAUGAACAAGAAAUCAACAAAAUAGUUCAAAAACUGCUCGAUAACAAGUUCAUUGUUCCCUCAAAGUCGCCCUGCAGCUCCCCUGUAGUCCUCGUCCCGAAGAAAGACGGUACCUUCCGACUCUGCGUCGAUUACCGCACCCUGAACAAAGCUACCAUCUCCGACCCAUUCCCAUUACCCAGAAUCGACAACCUAUUGAGCCGUAUUGGAAAUGCCCAGAUAUUUACCACGCUAGAUUUGCAUAGUGGUUACCACCAGAUCCCGAUGGAACCCAAAGACCGCUACAAAACCGCCUUUGUCACCCCAUCCGGUAAGUAUGAAUAUACCGUCAUGCCAUUUGGCUUAGUCAAUGCACCUAGUACAUUCGCAAGAUACAUGGCUGAUACAUUUAGAGACCUGAGAUUCGUCAAUGUUUACCUUGAUGAUAUAUUAAUCUUCUCCGAAUCUCCAGAAGAACAUUGGAAACAUUUAGACACGGUACUAGAAAGAUUAAAGAACGAGAACCUCAUUGUUAAGAAGAAAAAAUGUAAAUUUGCAUCUGAAGAAACUGAGUUUUUAGGCUAUAGUAUUGGAAUCCAGAAAAUAGCUCCACUACAGCACAAAUGUGCAGCAAUCCGAGACUUUCCGACGCCUAAAACAGUAAAACAAGCACAGAGAUUUUUAGGAAUGAUUAAUUACUACAGACGAUUCAUUCCGAAUUGCUCCAAGAUUGCACAGCCAAUCCAACUGUUUAUUUGUGACAAAAGUCAAUGGACAGAAAAACAAGACAAGGCAAUUGAGAAACUAAAAGCCGCCUUGUGUAACUCCCCCGUCCUAGUACCAUUCAACAACAAAGCAAACUACCGACUUACAACAGACGCCUCAAAAGACGGCAUUGGUGCUGUUCUAGAAGAAGUCGACAACAAGAACAAACUUGUUGGUGUCGUCGGUUACUUCUCUAAAUCCUUAGAGAGUGCCCAGAAAAACUAUCCUGCUGGCGAAUUAGAACUACUUGGAAUUAUCAAAGCACUCCACCACUUCCGAUAUAUGCUUCACGGAAAGCAUUUCACGUUAAGAACAGACCACAUUAGUUUGUUAUCAUUACAAAACAAGAACGAACCCGCACGACGCGUGCAACGCUGGUUAGAUGACCUAGCCACAUAUGACUUCACCUUAGAAUACUUAGCUGGACCCAAGAACGUUGUCGCAGAUGCCAUAUCCCGUGCCAUAUAUACUAUAACCCCCGAAACAUCCCGACCUAUCGACACAGAAAGCUGGAAAUCUUACUACAAAUCAGACCCAUUAUGUAGUGCUGUCUUAAUUCAUAUGAAAGAAUUGACACAACACAACGUCACACCUGAAGAUAUGUCAGCCUUCCGUAGUUACCAGAAGAAACUCGAACUAUCAGAGACCUUCCGAAAGAAUUAUUCCCUAGAAGACGAAAUGAUCUAUUACCAAGACCGACUAGUAGUACCAAUAAAACAACAGAACGCAGUUAUGAGACUGUAUCAUGACCAUACCUUAUUUGGAGGACAUUUCGGUGUAACAGUGACCCUUGCGAAAAUCAGCCCAAUUUACUAUUGGCCGAAACUACAACAUUCGAUCAUACAGUACAUCAGGACCUGCGUACAAUGUCAACUAAUAAAAUCACACCGUCCACGCUUACAUGGACUAUUGCAACCACUCCCCAUAGCAGAAGGAAGAUGGCUUGAUAUAUCAAUGGAUUUUGUGACAGGAUUACCCCCAACAUCAAAUAACUUGAAUAUGAUCCUCGUCGUAGUUGAUCGUUUCUCGAAACGCGCUCACUUCAUAGCUACAAGGAAAACUUUAGACGCAACACAACUAAUAGAUUUACUCUUUCGAUACAUUUUUUCAUAUCAUGGUUUUCCCAGGACAAUAACCAGUGAUAGAGAUGUCCGUAUGACCGCCGACAAAUACCAAGAACUCACGAAAAGACUAGGAAUAAAAUCGACAAUGUCUUCCGCGAACCACCCCCAAACAGAUGGACAAUCCGAACGAACGAUACAGACAUUAAACAGGUUACUAAGAGCCUAUGUUUCAACCAAUAUUCAGAAUUGGCAUGUAUAUUUACCACAAAUCGAAUUUGUUUACAACUCUACACCUACUAGAACACUUGGAAAAUCACCAUUUGAAAUUGAUUUAGGAUAUUUACCGAAUACCCCUGCUAUUAAGUCAGAUGACGAAGUCAACGCAAGAAGUUUUACUGCCGUAGAACUUGCCAAACACCUCAAAGCCCUUACCAUCCAAACGAAGGAACAGCUAGAACACGCUCAAAUCGAAAUGGAAACUAAUAACAAUCAAAGACGUAAACCCUUAUUGUUAAACAUAGGAGAUCACGUAUUAGUGCAUAGAGAUGCAUACUUCAAGAAAGGUGCUUAUAUGAAAGUACAACAAAUAUACGUCGGACCAUUUCGAGUUGUUAAGAAAAUAAACGAUAACGCCUACGAACUAGAUUUAAACUCUCACAAGAAAAAGCACAGAGUUAUUAAUGUACAAUUCCUGAAAAGUUUGUAUACCGUCCAGACGCGUACCCAAAGAAUAAACCAAUCAGCUCCACUGAGAGAAUUAAGAGAGCACACGAAGUUACUGCACUCAUAG
Molecule: messenger RNA, 4498 nt
Organism: Saccharomyces cerevisiae S288C
Lineage: Eukaryota; Fungi; Ascomycota; Saccharomycetes; Saccharomycetales; Saccharomycetaceae
Gene: YIL082W-A
Product: gag-pol fusion protein
Exons: 1
Biological process (GO): RNA-templated DNA biosynthetic process; DNA biosynthetic process; DNA integration
Cellular component (GO): nucleus; cytoplasm
Molecular function (GO): zinc ion binding; DNA-directed DNA polymerase activity; RNA-directed DNA polymerase activity
Source: RefSeq, marked reviewed